AAUGCACCUAAUGUCAACCUUAAAGGUCCUAAAGCUGAUUUGGACAUGCCAGAUUUUGAUAUUUCUGGUCCAUCGGGUAAAUUCAAAAAGCCUAACUUGAAGAUGCCAGAUUUUGGGCUGUCUGGUCCAAAGUUUGAUGGCCCUAACCUGGGCCUCAAAGCACCUGAUCUAGAUAUAUCUGGCCCAAAUCUAAGUGGUGGCUUAAAGGCACCAGACAUAAACAUGCCCAAGCUUGAUCUUAAAAGCCCCAAACUGGACCUCAGUGCCCCCAAGGUUGACUUAGACAUGCCGUCAGGUAAACUGAAAAUGCCAGACCUAAAUGCUGGAAUUGACGCCCCUGACUUGGACUUACCAGACAUGAACCUGAAAGCUCCCAAGUUAGAUGUGAACACUCCAGAUGUCAACAUUGGUUCACCCAGUGGAAACCUGAAGAUGCCCAAACUGAAAAUGCCUAAAUUUAACCUCCCAAGUCUGAAAGGACCUGAGAUUGAUGGCAGUUUUGAUGGCCCAGACAUGGAUAUUAAUGCACCUAAUGUCAACCUUAAAGGUCCUAAAGCU
This is a messenger RNA of Plectropomus leopardus (leopard coralgrouper), 558 nucleotides long. The record is from RefSeq and is a predicted model, not a curated record. Lineage: Eukaryota; Metazoa; Chordata; Actinopteri; Perciformes; Serranidae.